Kalmanozyma brasiliensis GHG001 is the source of this 1332-nucleotide messenger RNA. RefSeq names its product Mitochondrial substrate/solute carrier. The transcript has a single exon. NCBI's taxonomy places the organism in Eukaryota, Fungi, Basidiomycota, Ustilaginomycetes, Ustilaginales. The record is from RefSeq and is a predicted model, not a curated record. Gene Ontology annotation, biological process: transmembrane transport. Bases 1 to 1332 code for a protein of 443 amino acids.
AUGGCGGUAGCGACGGACCCAACACGGCCGAUGGCCACGCUCACGCGCUCAAGCCAAGCCUCAACAUCCGCCUCGACGCUCGAGAGCUUCCUCGAUUCAGCGUCUGCGCUCGUCUCGCUUGCCGGCCAAACCACCACACCAUGCGACAGGCCGCCAAUAUUGCGCAUGCGCUCCACUGGCCGUCCCUCCGCCGCGACCGACUCUUUGACACCAACAGACCUCGCGCGGGCUAAAGCGUACGAGCAGGUGCACUCUCCAUCCUCCAACGACACCUCCAACACCACCUCCUCAACGGACCACUCGCACGGAACCUCGCACGCCUUCCUAAUCACCUACUUCGUCGCGGGCGGUGCAGCAGGUGCAACAUCCCGCACCGUCGUCUCCCCCCUCGAACGCCUGAAGAUCAUCAUGCAGGUCCAACCGCAAUCUUCGGCCAACAAACGCAAUCGCGCCUACAACGGCGUCUGGACGGGCCUGGUCAAGAUGUGGCAAGAAGAGGGCUUUGCCGGUUUCAUGCGAGGCAACGGCAUCAACUGUUUGCGUAUCGCCCCCUACUCCGCUGUGCAGUUCACCACGUACGAGAUGUGCAAGACGUGGUUGCGACCGGAGCAUGGCGAAUUGGACGUGGUUAGGCGGCUCACGGCGGGGGCUGUGGCUGGUAUUGCCAGCGUGGUGAGUACCUAUCCGUUGGAUUUGGUCAGGAGUAGGAUCAGCAUUGCUAGUGCCAACAUGUACAAUGAGGCCAAGAGCGAGGUUGGUGCAACGACGAAGAAGGUUUCGGCAGAACUGCUGAGAGAGCAGAUUGCAGCACGACAAAAAGCGGUACCGGGUAUUUGGAGCAUGACCAAACAGGUGUAUCGCGAAGAAGGCGGUGUGAGGGGUCUAUACCGUGGUUGUGUUCCAACCAGCGUCGGCGUGGCCCCCUACGUCGCACUCAAUUUCUACUUCUACGAGGCGGCGAGGAAACGCAUCACUCCGGCAGACGGCGAACCUUCCGCUCUGAUGAAGCUCGCCUGUGGCGCCCUAGCAGGCUCCAUCUCCCAAACCCUCACAUACCCCCUCGACGUGUUGCGACGACGAAUGCAGGUCGCAGGCAUGAAGGAUAGCCAGGAAAAGUUGGGCUACAAGGACAAAAACGCGCUCAACGCGAUCCAGAACAUUGUCAAGGCCGAAGGCGUUACGGGGCUAUACAGGGGAUUGUUGCCGAAUUUGUUGAAGGUCGCACCGAGUAUCGGGACCAGCUUUUUGACCUACGAGGCGGUCAAGGGGUUCUUGGAGGUGCACAUGGAUGAUUUGCAUCUUACGAGUGGGGAGGAGACGAACAAGCAUUGA